AAAGAAAGUGGAGCUGUCGCUGGGAGCAGAGGGGCCUCUUAUAUACACCGAUGCCACCCUCUAGCCUGGAGUGAGCUCAGCACCCAUCCGAUCGCGCGUAUCCUUGCGUCAACGACGUGUUAUAUUACAUCGUUUCCUGAUGUGUUGCGCGCGGUCUCUCAAUCUCACUCUCAUUACCGCUCUUACUUCUGCCUUCUCUUCCCUCUCUCCCUCUGCCUCUCUCUCUCGCCUGUCUCUAUCUCUCGGUUGCAUUUCUACCAUGCAACUCAGGCCGCCUGGUGGACUGGCCCGUUGGUCCGUUGGUUCGUUGGUUGGCUGGUUGGUUGUCAUAGGUGAUGUGAUGAUGAGCUGGAACCAUACCAACAAAAGCAAUAAAAAGAGGUAAUGACAGGGUCCUUGGUAUCUUUUGUCUUCUUCUUCGA
Messenger RNA from Gamsiella multidivaricata, 422 nucleotides. RefSeq lists its product as uncharacterized. The coding region runs from base 140 to 385 and encodes 81 amino acids. Lineage: Eukaryota; Fungi; Mortierellomycota; Mortierellomycetes; Mortierellales; Mortierellaceae. The record is from RefSeq and is a predicted model, not a curated record. The transcript has a single exon.